AUGGAUGAAGCCGAGCCAGGAGGUGUCCAGUGGGGACUCUGCUGGACUCAAGUCCACAAGUGUAUUUACAUUGGAGACUUCCACAGUUCAUGGCAUGGAGAGUAUCACAGUCUGGAGUUUACGCACACUUAUAUUCAGUGGUUGUUCCCACUGGAAGUGCCAGGAGUGAACAACCGCGCCAGUACCCUGACCAAAGCAGAAAUCGAGGAGUUUCUGAAAGAACCAACUGCAAAGGAAAAUCUGUUGAAGUCCUAUAAGCUCAUGUUGGACUUUUACGGCAUAGAGUUGUGCAACGAAGAGACGGGCCACGUCAAAAGGGCAAGAAACUGGAGGGACAGGUUCAACGACUUAAACAGACACACUCACAACAACCUCCGAAUCACCCGCAUCUUGAAGUGCAUGGGGACCUUGGGUUACCGUCACUACCAAGCCCCCCUGGUCGACUUCUUCCUCAAACAAACUCUGGUCCACAAAGAACUCCAAAGUGUCAAAGCCAGUGUCCUCAACUACUUCAUAUUUACCGUAGUUGAUAGGAAAGAGCGCAGGAAGCUUAUCAAGUUUGCUUACCUGAACUACGACCAAAAUGAAGAGUUUGUGUGGUGUCCAAAGAAGAUACAGAGUCUGUGGUCAAAGUCACGUCCCUCCAAAUAGCAGGAGCCAAUGAUGUUCACGACCAACACUGCUAUUAUUUACAUGAAUAAAUACUACCCAAACAA
Nerophis lumbriciformis (worm pipefish) is the source of this 716-nucleotide messenger RNA. Lineage: Eukaryota; Metazoa; Chordata; Actinopteri; Syngnathiformes; Syngnathidae. The record is from RefSeq and is a predicted model, not a curated record.